AUGGCUUCGUCGUCCAAGAGCGGCGCGCCUAGCGUCAUGGCCAAGUUCCUGGGCCUGUUGAAGAACUACCGGGAGCCUGUGACGGACGCAGAGGUGCGCGAUUACUUCCAGGCCGAAGGUGGUGGUGGCUACGAGCAGCUUCCCGACGUAAUCAAUGCGCUGCUGACCGAGGGCAAGAUCAAGAUUUUCAAGAAGGGCAGUGUGCUCUCCUAUGGCAUCGUGGACGCCGAAGAAGCUGAGCGUAUUCGAGGACUCACGUUGGAGCAGCGCCUGGUGUUGCAGGAGAUCGAGCGCGCAGGCAACAAGGGCAUCUGGACCAGGGAUAUCAAGUCACAUACUAAUAUCCCACAGCAAAUUGUGACCAAGACGUUGCGGCUGCUGGAGACACGCCGUCUCGUCAAGUCGGUCAAGUCGAUUAGCAGCAAGAACAAGAAGCUGUACAUGCUGUUCGACCUGGUGCCUUCGACGGAGAUUACUGGUGGCCCGUGGUACAAUGAGCAGGAGUUCGAUCACGUAUUUAUUGACACGCUCAGCACGUUCGUGUACGAAGUGAUCAAGGCGUCAGGAAUGAGCACGUUGAACGCGAUUACAGACAAAGUGCAUGCCUCGGGCAUCUCCAAGGUGGCGCUGGGUCCAGAGGAGAUUCGCUCUAUCAUUCAGACGCUCAUGUACGAUGGUCGCGUCGAGGAAGUGCGCUCUGUGCGUCUCACACCUGGUGCAUCUCACGAGGUCAAGUACAAAGUUUCACAGCAAAUUACGACGUUCAACUACCUGUCGGAGACUCCGUGUGGUGUAUGUCCGGUGUUCGACCAGUGCCAGGAAGGGAACGUCAUUUCUCCGCGUUCGUGCCUGUACAUGACCAAGUGGCUUGGCCUCAAGGAGCUUGACUUCUAG
Molecule: messenger RNA, 894 nt
Organism: Phytophthora nicotianae INRA-310
Lineage: Eukaryota; Oomycota; Peronosporomycetes; Peronosporales; Peronosporaceae
Exons: 6
Coding region: 1-894 (297 amino acids)
Biological process (GO): transcription by RNA polymerase III
Cellular component (GO): RNA polymerase III complex
Source: RefSeq, a predicted model, not a curated record